This is a messenger RNA of Polistes dominula (European paper wasp), 862 nucleotides long. RefSeq names its product TATA-box binding protein associated factor 12 (gene Taf12). Gene Ontology annotation, molecular function: DNA binding; TBP-class protein binding; protein heterodimerization activity. Gene Ontology annotation, biological process: RNA polymerase II preinitiation complex assembly; DNA-templated transcription initiation. Lineage: Eukaryota; Metazoa; Arthropoda; Insecta; Hymenoptera; Vespidae. The record is from RefSeq and is a predicted model, not a curated record. Gene Ontology annotation, cellular component: SAGA complex; transcription factor TFIID complex.
UAGUAGCAUAAAUUUAUAUUAGAGUUUCCUUUCCAUAGAAAAGUGUUCCUUUAUACGUCGUCUGUCAAAAUAGCGGUAAAGUGUUGUUUAUGUUAAGCCUUGGAAGAGUUCGUGUCUCCAUUUUGACGAUAGAUGAAAGAAAUUAUUCUAUUAUCUAGAAUAUGUCACAACAAACAGCUGUUGUACAAACUAGUACAGGAUCUGAUAUAACACCUGUUCUUGGAAAUUUGCAAUCUGUUGGUCCCACUAAUCAAACAUUACCAGUUAUGUCCACUAUACAAAGUAAUAACACAGUUCCCAUUUUACAAUCACAACAAACACAAAAUCAACAAUCUCAGUAUACGUCUCAAGCAUCUAAACAGCAGCAAGUAGCACAGCAUUCAUCCGUAUCGAGUUCUUGUAAUGACUUUCCACAAUUCCUCACCAAAGCACGUUUAGAAGAUUUAGUAAGAGAGGUAGAUCCGACUGAACAAUUAGAUGAAGAGGUAGAAGAAAUGCUUCUACAAUUGGCAGAUGAUUUUGUAGAAACAACCGUAAAUGCAGCAUGUCUUUUAGCUAAGCAUCGCCACGCAAAUACAGUGGAAGUCAAAGAUGUACAACUACAUUUAGAAAGAAAUUGGAAUAUGUGGAUACCUGGUUUUGGUACGGACGAGGUCCGUCCAUACAAAAGAGCAACGGUAACAGAAGCACACAAACAAAGACUGGCGUUAAUACGAAAAUCUAUUAAAAAAUAUUAAAUUUCUUAUUGUUCCUAUAUGUAAAAAAGAAAGAUUAUAGUAGCUUACUUUCAAUCACAAAUUUUAUACUUGUAUACAUUCAUGUGUUGUCAUAUGAAUUGUUAAUAUAUGAUUCAUUACAUUAA